GACCGGGGCUCAACAAUACAACUUUGAGGGUCAUAAAGCACCCGUGUAUUCCAUAUGUCCACACCGAGAAAGAAAAUUAUAAGUUCAUCUUCUCAACAGCAACGGAUGGAAAAAUUAAGGCUUGGCUUUAUGACAAUUUGGGUUCAAGAGUUGACUUUGAUGCACCGGGUCACUCUUCUACCAUGAUGGCAUACGAUGCUGAUGGAACAAGGUUGUUCUCAUGUGGGACCAAUAAAGAAGGUGAGUCAUACUUGGUUGAAUGGAAUGAUAGGGAGGUGGCUGUCAAGCGUACGUAUCAUGGACUUGGAAAGAGACCUGGUGGGGUUGUGCAGUUUGAUACCACCAAAAACAGAUUUUUGGCUGCUGGUGAGGAGUUCAUGGUCAAAUUUUGGGAUAUGGACAAUGAAGAUAUCUUGACUAUUACCAAUGCUGAGGGUGGAUUGCCGGCUUCACCUUGUAUUAGAUUUAACAAGGAAGGAGUUCUGUUGGCGGUCUCAACAAGCGACGAUAGUAUCAAGGUUUUAGCAAAUGCUGACGGGAUUAGGCUGCUGAGGACACUGGAAAAUUCGGCAUCUUGAUAGAGUCACUCCUGGAAUCAGUUCCACUUGCAAAUCGGAUUUUCCUCCGUUUUCGAGAGGAGGUUCUUGACUAGGGAGUUUAGAAGGAAAUUUAAGCCCAUUUGGAAUAGCUGUACUUAAACUGUAAGUAUGCUGGAAUGUGAACUAUUGUAGGAGCUUUGGAAGUGUUAUAGCUGUGAAGUGUUUGCCAAACACCUUAUAGAAGGCGCAAUUUGUAUUUCC
Messenger RNA from Rhodamnia argentea, 800 nucleotides. Its product is annotated as protein TPR3-like. The coding region runs from base 183 to 578 and encodes 131 amino acids. Gene Ontology annotation, molecular function: protein binding. The transcript is spliced from 4 exons. The record is from RefSeq and is a predicted model, not a curated record. Lineage: Eukaryota; Viridiplantae; Streptophyta; Magnoliopsida; Myrtales; Myrtaceae. Gene Ontology annotation, biological process: regulation of DNA-templated transcription.